Messenger RNA from Podarcis lilfordi (Lilford's wall lizard), 15602 nucleotides. The record is from the annotation of a GenBank genome assembly. Lineage: Eukaryota; Metazoa; Chordata; Lepidosauria; Squamata; Lacertidae.
UAAUACAAGAAUAAUUAUUAAAUAUUAUUAUUAGGCAGCCCUUAGCCACUUUCUGCUCUCAAUCACUGAAGAAUGGAGCAAAGUUUGCAGCUGUAAACAUGGUUUCUGUGUGUGUGUGUGUGUGUGUGUGUGUGUAUUAAUAAGGCUUGACCUCAACACUUGCUGUACUCAGAUUUGAAAUGUACAUGGGAUGAAACCCAAAUAAAUAAAUUUGAAUAACAAGUAAUAACUUAUGAGGCACAGCCCAUAUUCUCUCCAAAUCACUGCCAGUUUUUGCCAGUGCAAUCUGGUCUACACUGUUUCCCACAGCAAGGCCUGGGUGCUGCCUGUCAAUCACAUUUUAAAUCCACCCACCCUUGCUAUUGGCUGAGCUGUUCUCAUGUCAUGAUACACUGAGUCAAUAUGUACCCUCAGUUUACAGCCUGAAACUCAUUAGGCCCUGAGGUGGCAGAUGCAGGAAGCAGCUACAUGUUGUAAUACAUCUGUACAGUGGUACCUCGGGUUAAGUACUUAAUUCGUUCCGGAGGUCCGUUCUUAACCUGAAACUGUUCUUAACCUGAAGCACCACUUUAGCUAAUGGGGCCUCCCGCUGCCGCCAUACCGCCGGAGCACAAUUUCUGUUCUCAUCCUGAAGCAAAGUUCUUAACCUGAAGCACUAUUUCUGGGUUAGUGGAGUCUGUAACCUGAAUCGUAUGUAACCCAAGGUACCACUGUAUGUGUAAUGUAGCCUGCACUAAGCUUGUCUGCUACCCUCAAGUGCUGUGGAGGAUGUUGCCGUGUUUCUAACUUUGUACAUGAAGGGACAGGCAUCGUCUUGUCCUUUGCCUCAGGCAGCAUAAUAUAUUGAGCCAUCUUUGUAUUGCAGAACAAUAUACAGUGGUACCUCAGGAUGCAAACGGGAUCGGUCCUUUAACCCCGUUCGCAUCCUGAAUAGAACGUAAGACGCGACGGCGCGUCUACGCGUGCGUGGGUCACGUUUUGCCGCUUCCACGCAUGUGCAUGACGUCAUUUUGAGCAUCUGUGCAUGCACGAGCGGCGAAACCUGGAAGUAUCGCACUCCAUUACUCCCGGGUUGCCGCAGAGCGUAACCUGAAAACGCUCAACCUGAACCAUAUUUAACCCGAGGUAUGACUGUACAGUAGUACCUCGUGUUAAGUACUUGAUUCGUUCCGGAGGUCCGUACUUAACCUGAAACUGUUCUUAACCUGAAGCACCACUUUAGCUAAUGGGGCCUCCUGCUGCUGCCGCGCCGCCGGAGCACGAUUUCUGCUCAUCCUGAAGCAAAGUUCUUAACCUGAAGCACUAUUUCUGGGUUAGCGGAGUCUGUAACCUGAAGCGUAUGUAACCCGAGGUACCACUGUAUCUCUGAAUAGGACCAUAUAUAUUCCCGGUUGAUGGUGACCUUUCCCUAUUUGUGGAAUACCCUUUCUGAUGAAAUGUAUCUGGCUGCCCCAUUAUUAACAUUCAGGAGGAGUUUUAAAACUUUCCAGAGAGAAAAUAGCUUAGCUAACAGAAUUCUUAUCAGCCACCGAUGCACAAGAGGAAUUAUAUGGACACAUUCCCCAAAGGAGACUGUUUGGAAAACAUUUCUCGGGAACUUAGGACUGACUAGGACAUAUUUGAAAAAGAUGGAAGGUCGAAAAGGAUCUAUAGCUGGUUGUUCUGCAGUGUUACUAUUCAGUCAUUUUUUUUACAUGUUUGUUCUUUGGAGUCCAUUACGUUAUUCACAUUUGUUGGUCUCAUCGCUUAUUGUGCUUAAUGCAUAGGAACCCUCGGGGCAUAUUAAUUAUACUGUACGGUUGGCAAAAAAAAGAGCAGAAGGACAAGGGUGCUUGGGAGGCAGAGGAUUCAUGAGCUCAGAAACUGAGCAGGCAGGCAGGGGUAAAAGGUAAAGGUAAAGGGAUCCCUGACCAUUAGAUCCAGUCGUGGCCGACUCUGGGGUUGCGGCGCUCAUCUCGCUUUACUGGCCAAGGGAGCUGGCGUACAGCUUCCAGGUCAUGUGGCCAGCAUGACUAAGCCGCUUCUGGCGAACCAGAGCAGCACACGGAAACGCCGUUUGCCUUCCCUCCGGAGCUGUACCUAUUUAUCUACUUGCACUUUGACGUGCUUUCGAACCACUAGGUUGGCAGGAGCAGGGACCGAGCAACGGGAGCUCACCCCGUCACGGGGAUUUGAACCGCUGACCUUCUGAUCUGCAAGUCCUAGGCUCUGUGGUUUAACCCACAGCGCCACCCGUGUCCCACAGGCAGUUAGGGGAAGACAAGCUAAAAUGCACCUGAUAUUAACUGGCUAGCUAUAUUUGUGGAUCGAACUGCACACAGCAGGAGAAAACCAACCUCCCUUUCAAAUCAGUGAAAUUUAACAGGGUCACUGGAGUGGCCAAAUUAAUCUAGAGAAAAUCCCUAUUUGAUAUCAAAUAUGUGCUUACUUGGCUAUAAUUAUAGACUACUCUUCAGAGUAGUAAACACAGUAUAAAAAAAUGAAACAAUUAAUUAAUCCUCAUCGGACCAAGACAAGAAAUCAGCAGCGAGCAUUUGAAUUCCUCUGCCCACUUACAGACCUAUUCCCAAACUGCUAUGUGAAAAUAUGUGUUUAAACUGCCAUCUAAAAAAAAAGUCAGGGAAAGAGGGAGUUCCACAAAUGGGGGGCUACCACAGAGAAGACCUUCUCCUGCUUCACCCUGUAACAGGCCACCCCUGCUGUUGGGACCACACAAAGGGAGAUAUGGGAAGAGGCAUUCCAUCGGGUAAUGAUUAUCUCUGUUUUCCCGCAAUAACAUCCCCAUCAUCAGAAACACUGCUUCCUUUGUUUGCUCUCAGGGCCCCCGGUUAUGCUUGGUAGGGUCUUUCUGGAUUUCAAUCUCUGCCUCUGCUGUGAGGCACAGGGCAGCCCAGGCUGGACUCUAGACCCCAGAGAGCUAAACAUUUAACAGGCAGGGGGCAAAGGUGAGCCUUGCAGGAUGUUCCCUGCAGAGGUGGAUUCUCCAAGUGAGUUGCCUGCCAUUCCUGCAAUGGAGGGUCUGUGGUGCUAUCUCUUCUACUUCUACGGGGUCCUUGUGGACGCUCUCUCCUUGUGUGAGGGUCCCACGAAGCUGCAUGCCAGCGAGCUGAACCGAGAUCAGGUAGUUGAAGCCGAUGGAGGGCAGCUGGGGUUGACGGCAGGUGGAAGCCUCUUAAAUGUCCUGAAGGAGCGUCUCCACCCCCAUCGUUCAGCCCGGACACUGAGAUCCAGCCCUGAGGGCCUUCUGGUGGUUCCCUCAUUGCGAGAAGUAAGGUUACAGGGAACCAGACAGAGGGCCUUCUCAGUGGUGGCGCCCGCCCUGUGGAACGCCCUCCCUUCAGAUGUGAAGGAAAUAAGCAGCUAUCCUAUCUUUAAAAGACAUCUGAAGGCAGCCCAGUUUAGGGAAGUUUUUAAUAUUUAAUGCUAUAUUGUUUUUAACACUCAAUUGGGAGCCGCUCAGAGUGGCUGGGGAAACUCAGCCAGAUGGGUGGGGUAUAAAUAAUAAAUUAUUAUUAUUAUUAUUAUUAUUAAAAUGCUUCUGUGUUCAAGCAGGUAGAACCCUUGAAGAACGAAGAGACCUUCAUCCAGCAUUUGGGGGGUGGGGAGCGAAAUGCACAUUAUUAUUAUCACUAUUGAUCCUACUAUUAUUUUUCCAUCACAGUGGAAUCUUGGUUCUCGAAUGCCUUGGUACUCAAACAUUUCGGCUCCCGAAUGCCGAAAACCUGGAAGUAAGUGUUCCAGUUUUCAAACAUUUUUCAGAACCCAAAGGUCUGAUGCGGCUAUCAGCUAUUGUUUCUGGGGCUCUUAUGCCAAUCGGAAGCCGCGCUUUGCUUUUCGAACGUUUCGGGAGUUGAAUGGACUUCCGGAACGGAUUAUGUUCGAGAACCAAGGUACCACUGUAUUUUUUUAUUGCCCCCCUAGUAGCAGGUGCAUUUUUUUUUGAACAAUGAAAGCAAAGUAUCCAAAUGAAAAUUAAGAACCUGAGGAAAAGCAUGCUGGAACGGAUAAAAGAUCCAUCUAGUGAAGGGAUGGGGAAACUGUGGCCCUGCUGUUCCGACUCCCAACUCCCAUCAGCCCCAGCCAGCAAGGCCAAUGGUGAGGGAUGAUGGGAGCUGUAGUCCAGCUACAUCUGGAGAGCCACGCAGGAUCCCGUUCCCUGAUCUAGUCUGUGCCUUCUUGUUUCUCAUUGGUGCCACCUGGAAAGCACGCAAGCAGGGCACAACUCCUGCCCCUGGGGGAGACCCAGAGGAGGUUUAUCAGAGGCGGAUUUAAGGGAGUGCAUCAGCUUUGGUUGUGCUGGUGCGGAGCCUCGGGCACUGCAACUAUUGUGUAGGAUGGAAGGCAAGAGGUGGGGGUGGCGAAUUUAGGCAUUGCUGCUGAAAGUUGAGACUUCCACUGGUUUCAGGGGUCUCGCAGGAGGUGGAAAGGGGGAGAAAGUCUCAUUGUGCAAGCAGACCUCAUUCUGUACACACAUACAUCAAUGAGUGUCAUGCUUAAUUCUACCCCCUGUCCUUCUGCUUUUUAAUUAUUUUAAUCAGGUUUUUUGGAAGGGAGCCUUUGGGGCUUUGUUUGCGAAGUGGCUGUUUCCUGCAUUUAUGAUCUGGACUAACUUUUACUCAGAGUAGACCCAUUGAAAUUAAUGUGCCUAAGUUAGGCAUAGCCAUUAAUUUUAAUGUAAGGCUGUCAUAUGUCCAGAAUUUCCCGGACAUAUCUGAGAUUUGUCCAGACGGAAUUUCUGAAAAUCAGUAAAAUGUUCGGGAAGAACCAGGCGUAUGGCAACCCAUCUCGGAAGUGUUGAUUUUUUGCCAAAUUUCCUUUUUAAAAAAUAGCUAAAAAACGUCAUUGGGGGGGUGGGGAGCUCAACAACUUUUGUAUCCAGAUUUUCACUUUUUGAAAUAUGGCAACCCUAUUUUAAUGGCUCUCCUCUGAGUAGGACUAACAGUGGCCAUGGCCAUGUAGGUGGGGGUUCUUAGCAUCACCAUUUUCUUCUUCUGUGAAAUGGGUAUUUUGUGGUGCUCGUUAUACAUUAUCAGGUUUUGAAAUGUGCCCUGGGCCAAAGAAGGUUGGGAAUACCUUGGGAAAGAGCCAUCCAAGUUAAAAGACUCAGUUUUUGCAUGUAACAUGUAGUUUGGCCUAAGGCCAAGACAUCUGAGGCGAACCACAAAAUGUGGCCCCACCUGCAGCCAGGGAAGAAGGGAUGAGUGAAGGUCUACACCAGGAAAAAGGGAGAAAUUAAUUUCUACUUUGGGAACAAGGGAAAAGUAAAGAUCUAUACAGUGGUACCUCGGGUUAAGAACAUCUGAAGGCAGCCCUGUUUAGGGAAGCUUUUAAUGUUUGAUAUAUUACAGUAUUUUAAUAUUUUUUUGGAAGCUGCCCAGAGUGGCUGGGGAAGCCCAACCAGAUGGGUGGGGUAUAAAUAAUAAAUUAUUAUUAUUAUUAUUAUUAUUUAAGAACUUAAUUCGUUCUGGAGGUCUGUUCUUAACCUGAAACUGUUCUUAACCUGAGGUACCACUUUAGCUAAUGGGGCCUCCCGCUGCCACCAUCGCAUGAUUUCUAUUCUCAUCCUGAAGCCAAGUUUUUGGGUUAGCGGCGUCUGUAACCUGAAGCGUCUGUAACCUAUAGCGCCUGUAACCCGAGGUACCACUGUACUGAAAACAAGGUGUGGGAAUCAAACCAACCUUAUCCAAUGGUUGAAGUGAGAAUUAAAGGUCAUGUCACUGCAGAAGAAGCAGGUGACUCAUUUCUUUGAGGCUGAAUCUGCUGCUCCUGUGGAUCCUGCUACCUGAGGCAGCUGCCUCACCUUGCCUCAUGGGUGUGCUGGCCCUGCUUUGUCCCCAGGUGUGACUCAAUUCUCCCCUUUGCAGUAUAUCGGCAGGUGGUUCUUCACUGCAGCAGCCGCGGCAUCACCUUCCUCACUGGAGACGUUCGCCAGCACUGACAGCAGCAUCUUCAGCAUGACACAAACCAGCAGCCCAGAGCGGUUGCAACUGGAAGCUGCCAUCCGACUGUGAGUUCCUUUUCCCCUUUGACCCUUUCCCCGCAAAACACACUACUUUCCCAGGGAACCCAGGCUGAGCAAAGGCUCUCCAGGGCCGGUGUAGGGAAAUAACAAAGAAGACUGUUUCUCGAGCAUGUGCAGAGCACAGGACUCGAGAUGUUUCGACAAGGCAAAAGAUCCAAAUGGGACUCUCUACGUAGGACUCCCCACCUGCUCUGUGGAUACCUUGAGGGGAGGGGGAGUUCAGAGAUUUUGUAGGAGAGGAUCCCCCAAGUUGGUAGUGUUGUAGAAAAAAUUGGAGUUGGCUUUUACACUCCAACUCCCCUCAAAGGAUUCAGUGUCCCCUAAGUUCGUUAUCGGUCAGAGAAUGGAAUCCCGUUGCUCGGUCCCUGCUCAUGCCAACCUAGCAGUUCGAAAGCACAUCAAAGUGCAAGUAGAUAAAUAGGUACCACUCCGGCGGGAAGCUAAACAGCAUUUCCGUGCGCUGCUCUGGUUCGCCAGAAACGGCUUAGUCAUGCUGGCCACAUGACCCGGAAGCUGUACACCGGCUCCCUCGGCCAAUAAAGCGAGAUGAGCGCUGCAACCCCAGAGUCGGCCACGACUGGACCUAAUGUUCAGGGGUCCCUUUACCUUUACCUAAGUGCGUUAUCAGUCAGAGAGAAAUGGAUGGAAGCAGGAACCAGUCUGAGCAAGGAAGAUAUUUAUUUUUCUGCUGCAACAGUGCCUCCGCCCUGCUUUGCAAGGAGGCAAGGACCCAGAACAAGAUGUACAAGAACUUUUAAAGGCUUUAGAAAUUGCCCAAUCUCUUAGCCAAAAACCAGCCAAAAGCAUCACACAAGCAUCACAGAAGGAGGUGGGUCUACAACAGAAAUUUGCGUGUGUAACUCAUCUCCUGUCUGUCAAGGUACCUGAGAAUGUUUGCUGGCUAUUGUUUCCUGGCUAGUCAGGGCUAUUCCUCCCAAAUGGUAAAUACCUACUGAUACACAGUAGAUUCUCUUUUGACAGGUCUGCUUUGCCUUUAACAAAUACUUGCCAGACCGAUUUGCAGGGUCUGCAAGUGAAAGAAAAUAUUGGAAAAGGUUUCCCAAGAUGAGAGGAAAUGGCUUCGGGAUUGCUCAAAUGAACUCAAAUGAAGCGUAAUUUUCUCAGGGAAUAUUUCCUAAAUUUUGAAAGGCGACAGAUUGGUUUUCUGUGGAGUGUGUUUCCCCAAUGUGUGUGCACCCUAAGUUUUAAAAUAACAGUAGACACCCCCAGUCCUUGCAGAAGAAUACUGGGAGGAGGUCACACCAAAAAAGGCCAGGUCCAUGCACUGGUGCUUACAAUGGAAGAACCAACACCAGGAGUUGGCAUCAUUGGGCAUUUGCCAAGGCCCCACUGCCACUCUGGAGAUGCCUGGCUUUGCUGUUGUUGGCUAAUCGCCUAUGUUUUCUGGACAUGCAUCGCCCACAUGCCUUCUGCUGUGCCCCUGAAGGUGCGCAGUCUGGGAGUCAUUCUGUACUCGCAGCUGUCCAUGGAGGCGCAGGUCAAUUCUGUGUCCAGGGCAGUUGUUUACCAGCUCCAUCUGGUACGCAGGCUGAGACCCUACCUGCCCAUAGACUGUCUCGCCAGAGUGGUGCAUGCUCUGGUUAUCUCUCGCUUGGACUACUGCAAUGCACUCUAUGUGGGGCUACCUUUGAAGGUGACCCGGAAACUACAACUAAUCCAGAAAGCAGCAGCUAGACUGGUGAUUGGGAGCGGCCGCCGAGGCCACAUAACACCGGUCUUGAAAGACCUACAUUGGCUCCCAGUACGUUUCCAAGCACAAUUCAAAGUGUUGGUGCUGACCUUUAAAGCCCUAAACGGCCUCAGCCCAGUAUACCUGAAGGAGCGUCUCCACCCCCAUCAUUCUGCCUGGACACUGAGGUCCAGUACCGAGGGCCUUCUGGUGAUUCCCUCACCGCGAGAAGCCAAGUUACAGGGAACCAGGCAGAGGGCCUUCUCGGUAGUGGCGAACGCCCUCCCACCAGAUGUCAAAGAGAACAACAACUACCAGACUUUUAGAAGGCAUCUGAAAGCAGCUCUGUUUAGGGAAGGUUUUAAUGUUUGAUGGACUACUGUAUUUUAAUAUUUUGUUGGAAGCUGCCCAGAGUGGCUGGGGAAACCCAGCCAGAUGGGCAGGGUAUAAAUUCUUCUUCUUCUUCUUCUUCUUCUUCUUCUUCUUCUUCUUCUUCUUCUUCUUCUCUGUGAGGGGUGGGGGUGGGGGUGGGGAGCCGUAUCACUGUCCUUCCAUAGCCCUUUUCUUCCAUCUGUCCAAAUCACUUUUUUUCAAGGAAAAAUCUAGAUGGGUACUUUGCCAAAGAUGCAUGUUGUAGCUAUGAGAAAUCCUGGUAUUUAAUUGAGUGUAUUGUUACGUCAGCUGGAGUGAUAUUGCAAAAUAUGCAGGAUUUAAAAAUAAAUUAAGAGGUAACAUGUUAAGAGGCCCCCCCAAGGCCUCUCAGUUGUCUCUGACGCCCUGCCUUACCAAACCUACCUCAAAGAAUCCAUUACAUUUGGCUGUUUAGCCAUCUAUCAAUCUCUCUCUCUCUCUCUCUCUCUCUCUCUCUCUCUCUCUCAGGAAGACAGGCCAAUGUGUUCCCAGAUCAUGGAUUUACUUACUUAAGGAGCAGAGUGCUGAUCUGGCUACAGAAGGUAAGGCAGAACUUCCUUUUCUAAUGGCUCCUUUGAUAAGCCCACUCUCAAAGCUGAGCUCAGAACAGGACUGGCCCUCUCAGCAGGCAGAGGGAGGAGCGUUGCAGGUAGGGAGAAGCAGCAGCAAGGUGUUUAGGGGGCAGGACUGCGUGUGUCAUGUGGCCUGCCGACUGCAUACCUCAGGAGCAGCUGAAGACACUGCCCGUGUUGUUGUUUUUCCGAAGUAGUCCUUUUUGUUAUUUGCUGUUCAAGUCCUUUUGUGUUUUGAAAGUGGUAACGUUCCUGUUCACGGGGAUUAAGUUAAACUCUUAAGAAAAUUCUACAGUGGAAGGAGAACUUCUUACAAUCGCCCUCUGAAAAUAAAGCAUUCAUUUGUCACCUAGCAGAGACCAGGAGCUGAAGCAGUAAGAGCAAAAAUCCACAUUUCAAUUAGGUGGAGAGGUUUUGGUUUCUGUCCCACGGAGACCACAGCAGCCCCACUUUGAUGCUCUUUGUUCUCCAACUUGCACAAGUCAAGUAACCCUCCUCCCAAGUAGCACACAGUGCCCUUUGGUUUCUUCUUUGAGCCCAGGGUUGCAUCUAAUGGAAGUGUUAGAAUGCAUCCAGCAUAGGUGCAUUUUUUGUGUAGAUAUACUGCACUGCCAGACAAAUAUCAAAUGUAGUUUAAACGAACUGAUAGAUGCUGCUCCCCAACCUCCCAUGUUUUAGGGGGAAAAGUUGCUCCUGCCUACAAAGUGUUUUUGGUAGCAACAAUCUCAACAAAACUAGUUGUUUGUUUGGUAAACUUUGUUUAGACACUGCCUGUGUUGACCUAAGAUUAAUCUGCAAGUCCAGCCAGCUUCUCUGUGUGGUAAUGGGAGGAGAGUGUCAUCUUGUCCUUCUCUUCCUGCAGCAAAAUGUCUCGGGCCAGCCCCAGUUCAGAAAAAUAGCAUGGUAUAGCCAGUGUUAGCAAAUGAGAUAUGAAAGCUAGGAGCUAAACGGCACCUUAAACCUAGGUAAUGGGCGCAGCAACGGACUGUCUAGGCAUACUUUUUUUAUAACAAGAAUACAAAGCUGAAAAUGAGUGGACUGCGCUAAAAUAUUCUAUUCAUUUUCACAUGGUCUAGUCCUUCCCCUGCCCAUCCCCCUAAUAUUCUUAAGAGGGUCUCUUCUCCAAUCUGCAGAGAGUAGCUGGACGUGGGGAGGCCGGAAAAGGUCCUCCUUUCCUUCCACUCUGCAGUUUUAAUAGGCACAGUACCACACCCAGAGCUCAGAAACUGCUUGCACUAAUGAAAUUCUCCAUCCAAAAUGCACCUAGAACAAUGGGAGUUUUGAACGUUGGGUAUAUCCCAAUAUGUUUGAACCCUGUGCCCGAGGUUUUCUGUUUUUGUAUAGCCCUACUGGGACUGAGGUGGCAUUAAAUCCUGCUACAUUUGGGUGGCACUGUGGGUUAAACCCUUUACCUUUACUAGGCCUGGGGUGGCAUUAAAUCCUGCUGCAUUUGGCUGCGUGCCCCAGUUACCCACAGGGAACUAGGGUGCGUAGCCAUACUGAGCAGUCCUGCUUCACUGUCUACGUCCUCUGCCUCCCUGCAAAGUGAACUAUCUUAACGUGAGUUGGGCUUCCAGGAUAUUGAUAAAGGUAAAGGGACCCCUGACCAUUAGGUGCAGUCGUGGCCGACUCUGGGGUUGCGGUGCUCAUCUCGCUUUAUUGGCCGAGGGAGCCAGCGUACAGCUUCCGGGUCAUGUGGCCAGCAUGACUAAGCCGCUUCUGGCUAACCAGAGCAUCGCACGGAAAUGCCGUUUACCUUCCCGCCAGAGCGGUACCUAUUUAUCUGCUUGCACUUUGAUGUGCUUUCGAACUGCUAGGUUGGCAGGAGCAGGGACCGAGCAAUGGGCGCUCACCCUGUCGCGAGGAUUCGAACCGCCAACCUUCUGAUCAGCAAGUCCUAGGCUCUGUGGUUGAACCCACAGCGCCACCCUCAAUUUACCUCUACAUUCAGUUGCUUGAAUUUGUUUGGUAUGUACCUCGACUUGAGUAAAUGGGUUAUUUGUCUCACCUGCGUUCUGAAGUGGUAUAGUCCUGGGAAGGCUGCACCAUGGAAAUCUGUGCAUCAGCCUGCAGCUCCCAUCUCUCUUGACCUAUGAACAUGUUUCUUUCUCUCCGACUUCCCCACUCCAGGCCGCCCUCACAUGAAGACAGAGCUGUUCUCUGGCAAGUGCCCCGACUCCAUCAUUGUCCAGGAAACAGACCGAGACUACCAGAGGAUCCUUCUGUACUGUGAGUCCCUCAUCCACAGAUGUCUGAACUGGGGAGCUUAAUUGGGUUAGAGCUGGGGUCAGCAAACUUUUUCAGCAGGGGGCCGGUCCACUGUCCCUCAGACCUUGUGGGGGGCUGGACUAUAUUUUUUUGGGGGGGGAGAAAUGAACAAAUUCCUAUGCCCUACAAAUAACCCAGAGAUGAGAGUCCCCGAUUAUAAAAACAUAGAAAAUGGGAGAUACAUAGCCACUCCAGCAACAUAUCUCUAUAUCCUCGCAUCCAGAAACGCAAGAAGGGCUUUUACUCUUGCUAGAAGUUCAGCCUUGCUCUCACCGGUUCUGGAAGUCUCCUAUAGAAGAGUCCUGUACGCACAGAGACUUUGCGCCUGCCCAUUAGGGGAAAUAGGAAGCCCCAAACACACCCCGUAUUUUUCGCUCCAUAAGACGCACCUGACCAUAAGAUGCACCUAGUUUUUAGAGGGGGAAAGCAAGGGGGGGAAAUUCUGCGCAGAGCAUAUAAGCGGCUCUUGCCUUUCUUGCUUUAAACCCUUCCGUCCCCCCUCCCACUUCGCCGAAAAGCCAGCAGAGCAAGCUGUGCAGCUCUCGCUGAAGCCAGCAGAGCAAGAGCGAUAGCUGCACAGCGCCUCUUCUGCUGACUUCCCAGCAAAGCGGGAUGAGGGACGAAAGGGAGCCCUUACAAGGGAUUGCUGAGCAGAGCCUGGCAGCGGCUCUUGCUGGCUUUUCCGGGAGGUGGGGGAAAGGACAGAGGGCAGCCCGUCAGUCCCUUCUCCCACCUUGCGGAAAAUCCCGCAAGUGCCGCACACAAGCUCUCUUUAAAGAGAGCACGGCUCCAGCAAGAGCCUCCCGCCUGCAUUCGCUCCAUAAGACGCACACACAUUUCACCUUACUUUUUAGGAGGAAAAAAGGGUGUCUUAUGGAGCGAAAAAUACGGUAUUUUUUAGAUGUCCUUUUUAUGCUGACAUUUGUAGAGACACCGUUGAUCCUUUGCUGAAGAGGCUCGCUGAUCUUUCAGACAAGUCUAACCCAGAGAUGCAUUUUAAAUAAAAGCACACAUUCCACUCAUGUAAAAACACGCUGAUUCCUGGACUGUCCGCGGGCCGGAUUUAGAAGGCGAUUGGGCCAAAUCUGGCCCCCGGGCCUUAGUUUGCCUACCCAUGGGUUAGGGUAACGAAUCUUGGAAUUGAAAUGUCCUUGCAUCUGAGCUGCUCUCGUCCUUUCUCCCCAGCCCGAGUCCUCCACCCUGCUGAGGGCUGUAUUUCUGAUUUCAAAGGCAAAGCUUCCUGCCUUGACAUGAACGAAUUCCUGCUUAUACCCAGGACCCAAGGUAGGUAUUACUAGUGAACUGGGUGGUGGUUUACCUGUUGUUGCAACUUUUCCGCUUUUAGCAUCUCUCAGAUGUAGGGUGGCCACAAAUGCAUCACCCCAAAGAGAGGACAAAAGAAAACACAGAUAGGUUCACUUAUACAGUGGUACUUAUACACCUUGGUUCUCAAACUUAAUCCGUUCCGGAAGUCCGUUCCAAAACCAAAGUGUUCCUAAACCAAGGCGCGCUUUCCCAUAGAAAGCAAUGCAAAACUGAUUAAACCGUUCUGGGCUUUUAAAAAUAGCCUCCCAAAAACAACAAUUUAACUAUUUUACUAUCUAACGAGACCGUUGAUCCAUAAAAUGAAAGCAAUAAUCAACGUACUGUACUACAAAAUAAAUAAGACAGUAUUGUAGAUGAUAAAAAUUAAAAUUAAACGAUAGUCAUUGUUUGGGCGGGUUUUUUUUUAAUCCAUUUCUGCAGUCACGCAAUCAAUAAGUAGCUGAACUGGGCUCCACACAGUGGCAAAAACAAAUUAAACGAAAAAGAAUCAAAAACAAAAACGCAAAAUAAAUAGUUAAAAAAAAAAAGCGCCUAACUUAAUCCGUUCUGGAAGUCCGUUUGACUUCUGAAAUGUUCGAAAACCAAGGCGCAGCUUCUGAUUGGUGCAGGCGCCCUGCAAACAAUAGCCAACAGCCACAUCGGACGUUCGGCUUCUGAAAAAUGUUCGGAAACCGGAACACUUACUUCCGGGUUUUCGGCGUUUGAGAACCAAGGUGUUUGAAUACCAAGGCAUUUGAGAACCAAGGUACCACUGAAUAUGGAUUGAUGCAAACUUGGAAAUAAUUAUUAGGAUUUAGAUAGCAGUACUAUACAACAUGUCUCUCGCCACGGUGGGGAAGACCACUCAGUCUGUUGCCCAGGUGGUAACAGCCGAUGGGCAACUUCCAAGCCCCCUCCCCAUGCUUCUUUCUUUUGCACCUCCAAACUGGAUUUGGACUGGAGAGCUCUUCCGAUGGAGGACUGUUUCAAACAGCGGACAGUCCUUUGCAAUGUAGGGCACCUAGUCAACCUUAGUCAGAUGUGACUGCUCCUUUCUACAGAGGCUGUUUCCGAAUCACCCCAAAAUCAAGAUUGUGUACCCCACACUUGCCCUAAGCAAAGCGAUAUCUUGUCAUUAUAGCUCAGCUACAACAUCCCAGAGUUAGAGGAGAGCAAGAUUUCUUGCCCAUGACACACCCGGCUAUGAAAACAACUUCACAUUCCCAUCCCUCGCUCUGCCCUGCAGACUCAAAAUUCACUUCUGGAUUCCAAAGACCAGAGUCACAACUAACUUUGCAAACGUUUGUGUACUAAUCCUCAUUGGCCUUCUCUCUUUCUCUCUUUCAGGUGCCUGUGAAUUCCAAGCAUUUUGACCUCAAACUCCUUGGGUAAGAUAAGCCAUCCUGUCCCCAACCCAAAUACAUAUUUAACUUCCCUACCAUCCUAAAAUCACCAUCUCCCUGUGGUAUGAGUCAAACCUUAGGGUGCCUAAUAGUAAAGAAAUGUCCCUGAUCCUAUAGAUCAGGGUUGGCUUCUAGCUCACUUUUUUUUUUCUUUUUUUAUUAGAUUUUAUAAAGAGAGAUACAAAGCUGAUGAUCAAACAUGUUUUUUGGCUAAACAAAUACGUUGAUCUAGGUAAAAUUAAAAUAUAGAUCCAGAGGAAAAGAAGGGGAAAAGAAAAGAGAGAGAGAGAGAGAGAGAGAGAGAGAGAGAGAAGGAUUAAAAUAGAGAGAAAAUAAAUAAAUAAGGUUAAGAUACUAAAGCACUUCUGGUUCUUCAUCUGUCAGCUAUAUAUAAACAAUAUUCAACUCAUCUGCUCCAAUAUAACACUCAGCACAACUACUUUUUAUAAGUAAACAUUCUCUUCAGCCUUCAAACCCAAAUGCCAUUACAGUCAUGCCUUGGAAGCUGAACGCCUUGCAACUCGAACGUUUUGGAAGUUGAACGGACUUCCGGAAUGGAGUCCUUUCGACAUCCAAGAUACAACUGUAUUUCUUUUUCACACCAAAAGCACUCAGGGCUGAUUUCCUUCAGAACGGAUAGGUUUGAUCUUCUUGCAGUCCAUGGGACUCUCAAGAGUGUUCUCCAGCACCAGAAUUCAAAAGCAUCAAUUCUUCGGCGAUCAGCCUUCUUUAUGGUCCAGCUCUCACUUCCAUACAUCACUAUUGGGAAAACCAUAGCUUUAACUAUACGGACCUUUGUUGGCAAGGUGAUGUCUCUGCUUUUUAAGAUGCUGUCUAGAAUGGGAAUUAGUAGACCCAAUUUGCUCACGUUCAUGAAUUUUAAUGGCGCUACUCUUGAGUGGAACUUAGUUCAGUGCCACCCAAAGGAAGAUGCCUCAUUCAGAGUCAGACAACCGGCCAAGCUAGCUCACUGGCUGGCUGUGGCUUUCCAGGGUUUCAGGCAGGAGACAAUCGUAGCCCUGGCCUGGAGAAGCUGGGGUCUGAACCUGGGACCUUCUGCAUGCAGGGCAGCUGUGCUAUCACUGAGCUACAGCCCUUCCCCAACUUGCAGGCAAACGUCUGUGGCUCAGCAAUAUCAGCCUGCCCCUGGAAUGCAGGGUUGCUUUGUGAAUUCUUCUCCAGGGUGUGUUGUUCUCUGGGUCACAGCCUCAAGUUCACGCAGGGGAAACCAGGAGGGCCUUAGCAAAAGGGCCAGAGCUCAGUCGGUAGAAGUGUUCGAAGUUAUGAAGAGCAUGGGGGCAGAACGGUUUUUCUCCAUCUCUCAAUACUGCCGGAACCCGGGCUCAUCAACCUGAAGCUGAAUCUCGCAAGCUUCAGGCAAAAGAAAGGGCGUUCCGCUCCCACAGGAAGUAGUGAUGAUGGGCAGUGACUCAGGGUGGUUGUGAAAGAGGAUUAGACGAAUUCAUGAUGAAGUAAUCAAUGGCUACUAGAUGAGGCUCAAAACAUUUGUGUCAGUACACGUUUAACGCUGCACCAUGGUUAGGUUGGAAAAGGCAGAGGAGGGGAGAUUUGCAUACAAUGCCCAGCAGAAAAAGGAUUGUACAACAAGCCUCCAGGGCACUCCUGAUCUCGUAACAGACGCCGGGAGUCACCGACAGGCAAUUUUGCUUUUUGGUAUCUACUUACCAGAUCCAGUUCCCCAGUUGCUCACGAAACCAAUGAAAUACGCAACCUCAGAUUCUUUCAGUACCAACCCUCCUCAUUCCUUCCUUUCUUGUUUUCACCUCAGCUUUGGACCCGCUGCGGCAGGACUUAACCGUACACAGAAGCUCGUUUGCCUCACCCACCGGGGGAACGGGUGGUUUUACACGUCCUGUGGUGUUGAAUAAAAUUCCUUUGAGCCAAAAAUGGACUUCCAGGUCUCUGUGUCC